This is a messenger RNA of Vollenhovia emeryi, 6017 nucleotides long. It is a transcript of the gene RhoGEF2, whose product is annotated as rho guanine nucleotide exchange factor 12. The record is from RefSeq and is a predicted model, not a curated record. The transcript is spliced from 26 exons. Gene Ontology annotation, cellular component: cytoplasm. Bases 316 to 5346 code for a protein of 1676 amino acids. Lineage: Eukaryota; Metazoa; Arthropoda; Insecta; Hymenoptera; Formicidae. Gene Ontology annotation, biological process: G protein-coupled receptor signaling pathway. Gene Ontology annotation, molecular function: G protein-coupled receptor binding; guanyl-nucleotide exchange factor activity.
CUCUCUUCGUCUCGUCUCGCCUCGUCUCGUCUCGUUUCGUCUCCUUUUCGUCUCGCCUCGUUUCGUCCUGUUCUGUCCCGUUCCGUUCUAUUCCGUCUCGACCGUCUCGUUGCAUCUCGUUUCAUCUCACUUCGCCCCGCCUCGUCUCGUCUCGUCACGUCUCGUCGCGUCUCUUCGCGUCCCGUCGCGUCUCGUCUCGUAGGAGCUUUCCGUUUGCCUGUGCUUGCUGCUGUCGAGUAACGAUUAAAUGAAAGGGGGAGAAUUAUGGCAGGUCGGUAGCAAACGAGGUGAGGCGGGGUGGAGCUCAAAGGAGGGAUGAAUGGAACGGCAGCGGUACGACGCAGCGUCGGGGCUGGUGCAGGCGCCAUCAGUGGUGGAGCCAUCGAACCAGCGCCCAUCGCCACUCUGGUCAUAUAUAAGGACGACGCUGGAUUUGGAAUGAAAGUUUCUGGCGACAAUCCAGUCUACGUUCAGUCCGUAAAGGAAGGUGGUGCAGCAGCAAGAGCUGGUCUUCAUGCGGGCGACAAAAUAAUCAAGGUGAACGGAGUCAAUGUAAUGCAAUCUACACAUACUGACGUGGUUCAACUUAUAAAAUCAUCGACACAAGUGGUAUUGACGGUGCAGCAGAAACCAGUGACAUCGAGUGGUGCGGCAGCAGUAGGGACAAUAGCGACAGCAACAACAACUUCCGGUCUGCAAGUCGGAGUGGUCGGCGCCACAAGUCAACAACAUCAACGUCCGGUCAGUUUGUUGACAGCCGGAAACAUGUCACCCUCACAACCGGCAACUUCUCUUCAUCGGGUGUCCACAGCACCGGCAGGCAGUGCUCCGUGUAACACUCGAAUCACAGGCCCGCAACCAGUUGACCUCGAGAAGAAGCGACAACUGGAAACGCAGCGAGUUCACACAUUCCAGCUUAUGUUGGAAAAGGAACAAAGUUACGUAGACAAAUUACGGAGCGAGCUGGCAAAAGCUGGCACCGGUAGCGGCAGCACCAAUGUCACUGCUGUACAAGCAGAACUGGCGGGUGCCGAGAGAAGAGUGCGCACUUUGCAGGAACAGCUUGCAGCGAUUAGCACGACAAACGAACAGCUUUGCUCAUUGGUAACAAACACCUCAUGUUCCUCGGGUUAUUGUCCACCCUCAAACAAUGGCAGUGGCGCAGACGUGCCGCCCCCACUGCCAUCGCGUAAAUCCCUAUCCAUGCAAAGUCUCUCUCCACCGCCUUUGCCUCCUCGACCUCCACCUGCCAUGCAAAACACAGUCCAACCGGAGCUGGACCGACAUCUGCUGAUUCACUUAACGCCUUCAACUGCCAAUCAGGGUAUUUCUAACUCUUUUUCCCAAGAUGCUAAUUUGAGCGUUUCGAGCUCGCUCAGUAAACAUCAGCGAACAAAGUCCAGCCCGGAACAAUUGGGAACAACGGCAAUAUCUCCUUCAGAAGCCAGUAGACGUUUAAUCGCCUCUGAAUCAAUGAAUGAUUUAUUACCUCCGAGACAUGUCAGGCAUGACGAUAUUGACGCUAAUGAAUUACCUCGUGUCACACCACCUGGAACACCACCGCCACCGUAUCCCGCCCCCAUUUUGGGACAAGACAUUUUUUCAUCCACAUUAAAUGACGCACUUGCUACUGAUAUCAUUCCUGGACUGCCAGCGUUCCAACAGCCAAUUAUGUCAAUGGAAGAAGAUGACGUUAGUGAUCAAGAAAUUGGUCAAUUGGAAGACCAUGGACCGUUUCAAUCUUUAUCCAGGCUGUGGGGACAUCAUGCACACCUUGCUGUAUUUGUUAAUUACAUUUUAUCUAAUAGUGAUCCUUCUAGUUUGUUAUUUUAUUUAGUAACUGAUUUAUACAAGGAGGGAAAUGCCAAAGAGAUGAAGAAAUGGGCAUACGAAAUUCACUCUAGUUUUCUAGUACCUGGUGCACCGUUACGUCUACAUAAUGUGGAUGAGAAUGUUGCAAACGAGAUUGAUGAUGUUCUCUUGAAAGAAUCUGAUAAAGAAGAAAUUCUCAGAAAGAUAUUUUGGAAGGCACGUACUAGAGCAAAGGAGGAUUUGAACGAACAACUGACGCAUUUCCAACAGAAGAGAACCGCAGGACUGGCAACGAUCUUUGGUCCAACCGAUAUUUCGCUUGAUGAAAGUAUAUCUGAUAAAGCACGCGAAACAAAAAUUAUUGAAACAUAUCUUCUGCCAAAAAUGGAACCUUAUCUGGAAGACAUAGAGAAAGAACACGUGGAUUUGCGACUCUUUACGACGGCAGCUGGUCUAGCUACCAUAUUAAUAAAGAUUUUCCAGUUGCGACCGGUAUGGGUAGAUCGAGUGCCUACCUUUGUCGCAAAAGAUAAAUCCAACAUCAAAGCACGGCUACUUAUUGGAAAAUCGCGUAAGAUGACGAUUAGGGGACACCAUUUUGUGGCACAUCAAUAUUUCACGAUAACUUACUGUAAUCAUUGUCAACUUAUCAUCGGUGGAAUUGGCCCUCAAGGAUAUUUAUGCAGUGAUUGUUCCCUCAGCGUGCAUCGACAAUGUGUUCGUGUAGUAGAGGAAAACUGUCCUGGUCCUUUAGUGCGAAAAGAAAGAGCCAAUGAUAGGAUCAGUAAAUUGAUGGAACGUAUUCGACCGGAAAGAAAACCACCAUCAUCUCAUCAUCAUCAUCAUUCUCAGAAUCACAUAUCGCAUCUUGAUAAAAUCAAAAAGAGUGAAGAAGAUUGCGGUGCGUUAACGGAUGGGGAAAAUGGUGAACAUCGCGUGGGUAGCGUGGCUGGAAACACUCGCAACAGUUGUGAGAGAAUGAGAAUUUCCAGUUUAGGAGGAAUCAAUGAUCAUACCGAUAACAUGGACAAUCCAUCGUCCCGAGAAGAUAUUUCUGAAAUGUAUGUAUCUAGGGUCCAGCAAAAUAUUUCCAGUAAGCCAAAGACGUCAAACAUCAACAGGUCUGAAAGUUACAAGGAGCGGAUACAUCAUAAGCGACAAUUGAGGGAAAAAAGAAAGACUAGUGAUCCGAAUCUAUCCAAAACAAAAGUCGGUUCCAGUGAUUGCGAGCAGCCCACCGGCACAUUUCCCGGGAACUCGGCCGGCAGUUCGUCGAACAGCAGCCUCUCAACGAGGAGUCUGGAUAGUCCCAGUACCAGUUUGGAGCAGGUACACCCGACCUCAUCGGCGGCAAACGCGUCAACUUCGUGGGACAGCGAUGUCGACGUUGAGGCUGACCCGCCGGAUUGGAGUCAGGCUGUCCCCGAGGACAUUUUCGCGCAGCUCAGCAACUCCGAGAAAAAAAGACAGGACGUUAUUAAUGAAUUGUUCCACACCGAACGCUCUCACGUUCGCGCGUUGAAAGUACUUUCACAUGUCUUCCACAAACCGUUGUUGGAGUCCCAAGUGCUGCCAUUAGAUCAGAUUCAGUUACUUUUCUCUAAUUUGGACGAGAUGUUGAUGAUACAUUCGCGCUUCAAUCAAGCAAUGAAACGGAAAAAGAAGGAGAAUUCGUGUGUGAGCGACAUAGGUGAGCUUUUGCUAGAGAUGUUUGACGGAGAAGCUGGCGAGGUGUUCGAAAAGGCUGCGUCAACUUACUGUGCUAAACAGCAAAUUGCCUUGGAUGCUCUGCGCGAUCAUCGACGUAAGGAUUCCAAGCUUAACGCUUUCCUAAAUGAGGUAGAGGCAAAUCCAUUGUGUCGUAGGCUUCAGUUGAAAGAUCACAUACCUACUGGUAUGGUGCGACUCACCAAGUAUCCAUUGCUCUUUGAAAACCUUGCUAAGUAUACGCUGGACGGUAACGAGAAAGAGAAAACAGCCGUUUUGCGUAGCCUUGAGCGAAGCAAAGAGAUUCUAAGUCGCGUGAAUCAGGCGGUGAAAGAGGCCGAGGAUCAUCAGCGACUCACGGACAUUCAACGAAUGAUCGAUCGGUCAGCCUUCGAUAAAUUCGAUCAUCCAACUGUGCAAGAAUUCAAGAACCUUGAUAUUACAAAGCGUAAAUUGAUCUACGAAGGGCCACUGCAGUGGCGGCGUACUGAGCCAAAUCGAUCAAUGCCAAAUCGUUCGGUGCCGAAGCCAGUUGAUCUGCAUGUAGUACUGCUUGACGAUACGAUCUUUUUUCUUCAUCGACAAGACGAUAAGUAUUUGCUUAAGUUUAUUAAUACAACCAAUCAAGCGGGAAAUUCGGUGCUGAGUCCGAUUGUCAAACUAUCUACCGUACUGGUGCGUCACAACGCCGCCGAAAAAGAUUCCCUCUAUCUCGUCAACACCUCACAGAAUGGUGCACAGAUGUACAAUCUAGUGGCACCAACGUCGGUAGAGCGCAAGCUGUGGUGCAAACAUAUCUCCGAGGCCGUGGAGGCCUACAAAGCGCGCGAUCGUCAGGGUAGAAGACCAACGCCAUCCACCAUACUAUCAGAGGAGACAACACAUGCGAUGGAAGACGCGUCACCCUCCGGAAUGGAGGCGGAUGGCAUAAUCAUUGAGAAAGAUCAACCGCAGGAUCGAGAAUCGAGAGAUCUUGGACAAAGUGCCGCCGGCAUGCAAGAGCAUAAUGAAGAUAUGCCGGAGACUGCUAAUGCCACAGGAACUCCUACAGCUGAACAUACACAACAGCGAGUACAAUCAACUGAAUCGCCAACGACAGGUAUGGCAGAGCCACUUCGAAUGGUCACGUGUACUCAGCUAUCGUUAAUAGAUCCAUUGGAAGUUCAUGUGGAAGUACCUCCGGUACAUGUUGCAGAACCCGUUCUUACGCCAAUAGAAUGUCUGAGGCGUAAAGAUGAAAUAAUCAAACAAGCUCUACAAGAAAAGCAAUCACUAAUGGCGGAUAUAUUAAAUAUUCCUAAGGAAGAUUUUGAGCAUGUGGCUGACAUAGCAUCUGAACCAUCCACGGCGGAAAAAGAACCCACCGAACUCAUACUUGCUGCUAUUAGCCAAACUGAUCAGCUGAUGAAAACGUUGAACUCUGCAUUAAAUGUGAACGAGACGGAAACAAUAUUUGCAUCACGUGGAACAUUGAUACAAUCCUCUCCUGCGUGUGAAGCUACCGGUUGUCCGUCAUUACGAAGUCACUCGCAUCCUCAACAAUCAAUUAUGGGAAUGGUACAGCCGAUUUGCCAUUAUCUCACGUCCCAGCUCUCACAAUUGUCGCAACUCCUGGAGAUUAUAAAAGAGAGAGAAGAAGAGCGGGAGAAGCUGCGGAAGGAAUUGUGUAGAAACAGGGAACGUGUACAUGCGCUUGACACUGAUGUACAGCGUCGUGAAUUUUCAGAAAUGAUAACCACGACAACUCAAACACAAACGAUGCUUGAUGACGUGCGCCAAGACAAUUGCACCAACGACUGUGCUUAUGAUGUAAAAGAGAUCCUCUAAUUUAUGUAUGCGAUUGUGUGCAGUACACAUUACUCAUUAAUAAACAAUUAACAAACAUUUUAACGUAUUUGUUAAUUUGUUUAUGAGAGGAAUAGUAUAGUAUAGCACACAGAGAGAAACUUGAGAGCGACCACCUAGCUCGGAAACAGACGCCUACUGAGAAAGUGAACUAUGUCCAUUUGCUUGAUGACGGUGUAUGGUUCGUGUACAAGCACAGAUUUCCAAUAAACGCCAGAUGAUUUUUUUGGAGCACUUAGAUCUCCAAAUUAGAGAACUUUUGAUAGUUAAUAAAUGCAGUUUCCCGCGCUUAUUGUGCGCCGUGCAAUCUAUUAUAGUUAACCAUUUGUUAGUGAACAUUACUCUAUGUGCUUGAAAUUUAUGAAUAUUUUAGUAAUUAUAAUUUAUUUUUUAGUAAAUUAUUUAUUAACGCAUCAUCAUAUAAGGUGUAUAUAAUCACAUUUAGACAUUCUAAUCUGUAUAAUGAAAUUUUAUAAUGUUAAUUACCAAUCUUAUAAUACUUAUAUAUCAAUAUCUUAUAAUUUUCUAAUUUAUGGAGCAUUUUUUAUAAAUUUUACUAUAAAUAAUUUGCAGCAAUGUACAUUGCCACAACGUUUGGACAGCGGUUUGUGCUACCUGGGUAGUAUAUUUAUAAUAAAUAUUCAUUUAUAUUU